Syngnathus typhle (broad-nosed pipefish) is the source of this 6458-nucleotide messenger RNA. RefSeq lists its product as uncharacterized. The record is from RefSeq and is a predicted model, not a curated record. Lineage: Eukaryota; Metazoa; Chordata; Actinopteri; Syngnathiformes; Syngnathidae. The coding region runs from base 4175 to 5650 and encodes 491 amino acids. The transcript is spliced from 3 exons.
GGCUCUGUGUUCAGGUAAUGUUACUGUUGGAAAAUUGUAUAUAUAUGUUAUCAUGCGUUCUCUUUUAGUUUCUAUAUUACUAUAUUACAGUAAAUGAUGUCUCGUUAGAUCUACCGUUAGAUUAGAUCUGCGUACGUGCGUUCGUUGUUCUGCUUUGCUGUUCUUAUGUCCACCACAGAAUACCACAUCAGCCAAGGUGUGAGGUCUUGUCUCGGUCAGCGAGAGACAGCAGCAACGACAUUGUGUCAGCCUUCCUCAAGUGGCUGACUCGGCACCUCACACCCUCAAGAAAUGGAGCGCUGGGAGCGCCCCUGGUCCUUGCUGAUAAGACUGCUUGAACCCAUUGAACUUGAUGAACUCUGUUUGCUCUUUCCUAUGUCGCCACAUUAGCAUAACGUUUGCAGUAAUCUACACACACCAGAAGUUUCCUGCGCUUACCAAAAGCAGAAACCGUUUGCGCUUCCCCCUACCCUUAUUUGGUUUCUGCUACACAUGUGAUGAGGAAAAUUCCCCAAAUAAAGAGAGCAAGGAUGCAGACAGACUUUAGUGUAGGUUGGGCAUUGUAAGCUGUCUGUACUGCACUCCUUGCGCAAGCUACGACUCAAUAUUCUGCCUCACUUGUGGUCUGUCCGUUGGUGCGUUUCUCUUAACAUUUAUUCACUCUGUCUGUAAAAACCUAACAGAAAUUGGGGGCUCGUCCGGGAUUUCUAUACGUCCUUGCGGCUCCGGCGGGACUCCUCGACGCAGGAAAAAUCCUUGGCCAAGGUAAACAAAGCCCUUUGACGGGACUGCCUCGAGCGGUUCGGCUGGACGCUGGGGGGACUGCCGAAAUCACCCGAGGAAAAGGACCAGCGGACUGUGAGUAGGAAUAUUGAUUCUACUAAAAGGAAUGAAUGAGCGGUGACAAGAGGUCACUUAAAGAGAAAAGUGACGAGAAGUCACUAAAACCUUGGGAAUUCUAGACCCUGUCAAGUGAAAUAGGAACAGUUAAAUUCCGCGGGGCGGUGCGGAGCCCCCUAACUAAUUGUUAGUUAAACCUAGCGAUUAAUUGUUAGUUAAAUUCCGCAAGGAGGUGCGGACUCCUCUGUUAUUCCUAAAAGUGGUGAAAAACGCGUGUGGUGUGUUUGUGUGCGGUUUGACUGAGAGUGAUCUCAUUUGAGCUCUCCUCUAUAUAAAAACACAGGAUUGUAAACAGUGGCUUUGUGUGAGGUGCAGAGGCUAGAGAACUCUCCGCUUCCCUGCUGGGAAGGUGAAAGGAGACUUACUCCACAUCGAAUAUUUAACCACUGUCCUGUGAAUAAAGUUGGCUUUAGGACACUGUAGGUGCCAUUCGAACCGCCAACUCCGAAAUUUAGAAAAUAAAACCAUGGGAAAUUUAAACAGCAAACGAAACUCUUUACCUCGAGAUAAAUUAAAAUGCAAAGAUUGGAAAUUAAUGGAAUGGGUCGACCCUAAAAAUGUGAAAUAUCUCGAUAAAUGGAUAACGAAUUAUAACUUCGAUGGUCAAUUGAGUGCAAACUCAUUAAACAAUCUCAAACAAUCGAUUAUUGCCAAACAUGGUGCAAAUAAAAAGAAUAAAGAUGGGUAUCAUUUAAUAGUGAAAUGGGAAUUGGAAGCAGAAAAAAGAAAAUGUGGACAAAUAAAAGAAAAAUUAAAGAACAAAAGGAGCGAAGAAAAGUCCGUCUCCAAAGAGAGCCUUUUAUUGCACAGACGAGAAGAUGAUGAAACUUCAGUAGCGCGGCCUCGCUUGAGAGCCGUGCCCGAGGAGGGGGUGGAUUCAGAUGAGAAAGAUGAACAGAUUGUUAGGAGAAGUACUGUGGAGCGCGAGCGAUUGUACCCACAAUUGCCGGUCGUAGAUGACCCUCCAAAAUAUAGUGAUUUUGCUCACGCCAUGGUUACGCGGAGCCGCGUAAAAGCGGAAGCUCCCUCUCCAUCGGCCCCCGUAGCAGACGGCAGCCCGAACUACAUGGGCGCAGGAGUAACCGAGGCCUACCCAAUGAUUCAAGUGGCAAACCCCCAUGAUGACGGAGGGCCCACUAUUUUAGUCUACAGAACGUGGACUCAUGCUGAUGUAAAAUCAGCCACUGAGGGAAUAGCAUUGCCGUCUGAAGAUGUUGAGCAAUAUUGUACUGACAUGAUGCAACUCAUUGCUUCUUAUAAUUUAAGAGGAGAUGAGGUGCAACAAGUUUUUAUGGCAACUUUGACCAAAGACUGGGCCAGUGUCAAGGGCAAUUGGGAUCCUUUUGAUGAAAAUGGCCGCCCAUUGGAAUAUAAUGGGCUGCCAUUGAGAAAUCAAAUUGAGCAACUUUUGGGCAGGAUAAAAACUAAAUUUCAACGUAGAGCAAAUUAUGCAGAAAUUGGUCGAACCAAACAAAAAGAGGAUGAAUUGUUUGAAGAUUAUAGACACAGAUUGGAGAAAGUGUUCAAAGCCAAUAGCGGCUUGGUACCUGGAACUGAGGUUUACAACCAGCAGUUCAAAAAUGCUCUACAUACAAAUUCGCGACCAGCAAUUCAAAACUGGGUUGUGAAACAUAUGAUCACUUUCCCUACUUCCACACUGCCACAAUUUAUUGAUCAUGCCAUGCAUGCUGAGAAAGUUGUUAAUUUGAAAAAAGGAAAAGAAAAAGGGAAAGUGGCUACCAUUUUUUUUGCUGAUAAAGACUCACAUGAUGCAUUUUAUCAAAACAAAACUUUUGAACCUUACCAGAAGAAGCAUGGUCGUGGAAACUUCCGCGGCAAGGGCAGGGGAGGCUACCGGCAUGGUGCUCUCGGUUAUGGCCCGACAGGUCAACCGAAGCAACCUAGCACUCAGCCUCCUGUCUGCUGGGCGUGCGGCAAGGAGGGCCACAUAGCAAAAUAUUGUCCGGACCCCCAUAAAAGCGGGGCUGUCCCUCCCUUGUGACUAACCGACAGUCAGCAUGGAACUGAAGGAGCUGUUUUGACAACAGCUCCCCCUAUUGAUGCAGAUUUGAACAUUCAGGACUUGUUGAUGAACAAUGUAGAGAAACCUGUGAUAACUUUGUUUGUGAAUGGUACUCCCAUUACCUUUUUGUGUGAUUCAGGAGCGUGCAUCACUACUUGUCGCGACAUUCCUGCGGAUGUGCGAGAAGGCGGGAGAUCCUUUUGGGUGAGGGCAGCAAAUGGAAUGACAACUCCAGUUCCUCAGUCUCAUCCAGUCUGGAUACGGGACCCUGAAGGAGGAAGUUGUUGCAUUCCUGUCUUGCUGAUGCCAAAUUGCCCUAUUAACUUGCUUGGAAGAGAUGCUCUCACUGCUCUUGGUCUUUCUCUAGUAUCUCUUGAUGACAAAAUCGUUGUCAAAAGGCGUCACCAAUUACAAAUAUUUGGUCAAUUUCAUUGCUACUAUUUUUAUUCAUUGGAUUUAAUUGACCCCGAGGUGAGACAAUUUGGGUCUCCUCUUUUGGCACGGGCCAGAAGCCUUUUGCGAUGCCCUGAGCAGGCAAUGGAACCAAACGACUUGCACGUGACCUUGUGGCACAAGGACACGCCCGGUCCUGACCAAAACUACGAAGCCAUGCUUAAGGCUGCUACGCCUAUCAUCUUGAGAGCAGCUUUCCUCUUACAUGAUGGUGAAAGCCGCGCUUGUGUAGUCAUGCAGCCAGCUCCCUCUAGAAUCGAAAAUUUACACAAGACGGCCACCCCGCUCCAUAUCUCUUUGUUCCGACCUUUUUCAUCCACAUGGCAAAGCGUGGGAUUCAUGGCCAAAGACGGAUUGGCUGCCCUUGACUGGACUCGAGAUAGUUCUGGUGUUCUUUACAGUCCUUCUACCAAGCUUUUCAGAAGUGUCUCGAACCACAUCUUUUUCCUUUCUUGUGGUGUGCAUGCUAAAACUUGUUCUGAGAAAGCACCCUCAGCUUGACAUUUUGUGUUGUCACCAGGAGAUGAGCAGGUCCUCGCUGAGGUCCCGACUGAUCUCUGGUCAACAGGGCCCUCUGACGUUGGGUUGGUGAAAAGUGCACUUCCUGUUGUCAUUAGACCUAAGACUGAGUACCGUCCUUGUGUGCGACAGUAUCCAUUGAAACCCGAUGCCCUGCAAGGCAUCGCACCUGUUAUUUCGGAUUUGCUAAAAGCUGGUGUCAUUAUUCUCUGUCCUGAUUCUCCUUGUAAUACUCCGAUUUUUCCUGUGAAGAAAGCGCCUCCUUCUGUCGGGUGGAGAAUGGUGCAAGAUUUGCAAGCAGUGAACAGCGCCGUCAUUCAGAGGGCACCUUGUGUCCCUGACCCACACACCUUGUUGAAUUCAUUGACGCCUGAUGCAAAGAUAUUCUCAGUAAUUGAUAUUAGCAACGCUUUCUUCUCUGUUCCUGUUGCUGAAGAAAGCCAGUUUUGGUUUGCAUUUACUUAUGCUGGCUCGAGGUACACCUUUACCAGACUGCCCCAAGGGUACUGCGAAAGCCCAACUAUCUAUUCGCAGGUACCAGGUUACUGGCCUCCUGGCUCCAGUGAAGAAGCUGUGUUUUUUGCUAAACGUAUCACUUUGAAGAACCAAGGCUCAAGCCUUCUUUUGACCGUUACACUCCCUGAUGACACGGUUCGGCCCCCUCACGCUACCCUGCUCAAUACUUCCUGUUGGGGUUUUCAGUUGUGGGCUUGGUCCUCUGGGAAGGAUCCUCAGUUUCCUAUUGUCCUUUGCGUUAACAAAACUAUGCGGGGCGCUGACAGUCCCGUGUUGAGCGACUUUUCCAAAACAUCUGGGGCAGUGAUUACGAGCGUGGCCCUCACCGAUGUAGACAGUCACUUUGUGGCCUCCACAGGUAUGAGUGGCCAGACUAACAAUUGGCUCCUCAUGGCCGAGCAAGCUGCUAAUGUGACUAACACCAGUUGCGUUGUGUGUAUGGGCCCACGGCCCCUCUUGAGAAUCAUUCCCGCGAGUGUGGCUCCUGAGUGUGCGAUUUUUGUGAUGUCUACCCCUUCCAUUCCGUCUGCUCAUCCUUGCUCCAGUUGGGACAAGGUCUAUCCCGUUUCCUCCUUGGCAAAGUCCAAACCCCUUUUUUCCACUGAUGUUGCUAAAGGUAAUUUCACGUGCAUCAAGUUGCCCGGUACCGGCGCAAGCCUAGGCGUUUUGUCAGCUCCUUUGUGCACUUCCCUGUUCUAUGGCGCUGCCUUUUUCUCACCCAUCGCUCGUAGUGAUAUUUGGUUUUGGUGCAACACUGACAAACUUUAUGAUAGUCUCCCUUUUAAUAGCUCUGGUACUUGCGCUUUGGUGACCCUUUUGCUUCCCGUUUUAUUAAUGCCCGCAUCUACUCAUGAGCUAGACGUUUUUAUUGAUUCUUUUGUGCCCCGACCCUGGUCGAGGGCUAAGCGGAGUGCCGAGUGGCAAGGCGCGGCGGAUCCGACCUAUAUAGAUGCCAUUGGAGUUCCCAGAGGAGUGCCGGAUGAGUAUAAGCUGGUGAACCAGAUAGCAGCUGGUUUCGAAUCCUCCAUUUGUUGGUGGUGCACCCUUAACAAAAAUGUUGACAGGAUCAAUUACAUCCACUACAACGUGCAGAGGCUUGGAAUUUGGACCGAGGCGGGCUUCAGAGCGGUCCACUCCCAGCUGGCCGCGACUUCCCUCAUGGCUUUCCAGAACCGGAUGGCCCUUGACAUGCUACUCGCUAAGGAGGGCGGUGUCUGCGCCAUGUUCGGACGACUUUGAGCUCCCACGGCCCCCGAGUUGUCAUCUUCGCAUUGACUCCAUUGAUGAGGCCCCCGCUGUGGACCUGUCCGACCUUUUUCCUGAGUCCGACGUUGUCUGAUUGGCUUCGGUCGCCUCCCGGGUGUAAAUUUGUUCUUAUGACGUAUGAUCCUGCGGCUGAAAAUCUUUUGAAGUAGCCUUUGGGUGAUUUGAGGGUCUCUGAGAACUUAUGAUAAACAGGGGGGAAUUGUUGGAAAAUUGUAUAUAUAUGUUAUCAUGCGUUCUCUUUUAGUUUCUAUAUUACUAUAUUACAGUAAAUGAUGUCUCGUUAGAUCUACCGUUAGAUUAGAUCUGCGUACGUGCGUUCGUUGUUCUGCUUUGCUGUUCUUAUGUCCACCACAGAAUACCACAUCAGCCAAGGUGUGAGGUCUUGUCUCGGUCAGCGAGAGACAGCAGCAACGACAUUGUGUCAGCCUUCCUCAAGUGGCUGACUCGGCACCUCACACCCUCAAGAAAUGGAGCGCUGGGAGCGCCCCUGGUCCUUGCUGAUAAGACUGCUUGAACCCAUUGAACUUGAUGAACUCUGUUUGCUCUUUCCUAUGUCGCCACAUUAGCAUAACGUUUGCAGUAAUCUACACACACCAGAAGUUUCCUGCGCUUACCAAAAGCAGAAACCGUUUGCGCUUCCCCCUACCCUUAUUUGGUUUCUGCUACACAUGUGAUGAGGAAAAUUCCCCAAAUAAAGAGAGCAAGGAUGCAGACAGACUUUAGUGUAGGUUGGGCAUUGUAAGCUGUCUGUACUGCACUCCUUGCGCAAGCUACGACUCAA